AUAUGUGGAUACAGGAGUUGUAAAAAGACGCCUGUCACUCGGUGUGGGAGGGGGAGCUGCCGAGAAGCUGCAGGUGAAAGUAUAAAUAGAGGAAGAACGUCAUGCGCAGCUCAGUGUUGUGACGGGCGUUGUGUGUGUCGACUGGUGACUGAAAGUCUGAAGCAACACAAUGUAUCUUCCUGCAUUUUUAUUCCUGCUGGGGCUGACGGCAAGCUCGUGUACUCCUUCACCUCCUUCCAAUACUACUACUGUUGCUGCUGAUGCUGCUGAUGAUGCUGAUGUUACCACUUCAGAGAUGACCGCCCCUGACUGGCAACAAGAGAGCUGCCGGUACUACUGCAUCUACAAGCGUCCUUACUGCUGCGACGACGGCUCCCUUCCUGUUCCCAGGGACCACGAGCUGCACUCAACCCUGGACUGCCCCCCUGAGGAUGACCAGAUCUGUAAAUCCACUGGCAUCUUCCUGAAUGGCACGGCCCCGGCAGUGGUGCUGGCGAAGGGGAACCCUAAGAAACAAGUAUGGUGUGCCUCUGACGGGUACUGCCAGGAGGAUCAGAGGUGCUGCCCGAGCCCCUGCGUCAGGAGGCAUUUGUGCAUGGCCGGCCUGGCGAGAGAGCUACCGCAGGAGAUACUGCUGCCGGAGCUGGAUGUGGAGGAGGAAGAGGAGCUGUAUCUGCCCGAAGAAUAAGUUCCAUACACAACUAUUAGAGGUUUAGAACACAUUCAGAGAGUGCUAAGGAAGAUUUUUCUUGUACUUAGUUAAUAGAACAAAUAUUUGAUUAAUAUUUAAGAUGUAUUUCCUAGAAAAAUAAACGCACACUGUAUCAUCAAA
Molecule: messenger RNA, 832 nt
Organism: Portunus trituberculatus (swimming crab)
Lineage: Eukaryota; Metazoa; Arthropoda; Malacostraca; Decapoda; Portunidae
Exons: 5
Coding region: 170-688 (172 amino acids)
Source: RefSeq, a predicted model, not a curated record